Molecule: messenger RNA, 909 nt
Organism: Apaloderma vittatum (bar-tailed trogon)
Lineage: Eukaryota; Metazoa; Chordata; Aves; Trogoniformes; Trogonidae
Gene: LMAN2
Product: lectin, mannose-binding 2
Exons: 5
Biological process (GO): endoplasmic reticulum organization; endoplasmic reticulum to Golgi vesicle-mediated transport; Golgi organization
Cellular component (GO): Golgi membrane; COPII-coated ER to Golgi transport vesicle; endoplasmic reticulum-Golgi intermediate compartment
Molecular function (GO): D-mannose binding
Source: RefSeq, a predicted model, not a curated record
AAUUCAUUUCCAAUUGUCUGCCUUAUUCCAGGUCCUGUCUUUGGCAGCAAGGACAACUUCCAUGGACUAGCUAUUUUCCUUGAUACGUAUCCCAAUGAUGAAGCAACAGAGCGUGUGUUCCCCUACAUCUCUGCGAUGGUGAACAACGGCUCCCUCACGUACGACCACAGUAAGGACGGGCGCUGGACGGAGCUGGCGGGGUGCACCGCUGACCUUCGGAACCAGAACCAUGACACUUUCCUGGCAAUUCGGUACUCCCGAGGUCGCCUGACGGUGAUGACCGAUGUGGAAGAUAAGAAUGAAUGGAAGAACUGCAUUGACAUUGCAGGGGUGCAGCUGCCAACUGGCUACUUCUUUGGUGCUUCUGCUGGCACUGGAGAUUUGUCUGACAAUCAUGACAUUAUCUCGAUGAAGCUGUUCCAGCUCAUGGUGGAACACCCUCUAGAAGAUGAGACUGUUGACUGGACCAAGAUUGAGCCUAGCGUCAGCCUCCUUAAAUCACCCAAAGACAACGUGGAUGACCCGACGGGGAAUUUCCGAAGCGGGCCUCUGACGGGCUGGAAGGUGUUCCUGCUCCUGCUCUGCGCGCUGCUGGGCAUCAUUGUCUGCGCUGUUGUGGGGGCUGUCGUCUUCCAGAAACGCCAGGAGCGGAACAAGCGUUUCUACUAGCUGGAGACCUGGGCCCUGGCCUGUGCCCAAACCCAUCUUUUCUAUGGGCAGCUGUAAAAACUGUGGUUUCUAGAAGCUGUUUCUGAGAACUAUCGGAAGUAUUUUCUUAUCUGUCUGUCUGGCUGUAACCCCUGCCCAGCCCUCGGUAUCUGGCGGGUUGGACCCAGGGGGGCGAUGCCUGCUGGGGGAGCCUGGAGUUUGCUCCCUUAUUUUUCCAGCGCUUCCCCCUCCACCUGGGAC